Messenger RNA from Toxoplasma gondii ME49, 2179 nucleotides. Its product is annotated as SF-assemblin/beta giardin protein. Gene Ontology annotation, molecular function: structural constituent of cytoskeleton. The record is from RefSeq and is a predicted model, not a curated record. Lineage: Eukaryota; Apicomplexa; Conoidasida; Eucoccidiorida; Sarcocystidae. The transcript is spliced from 7 exons. Bases 1065 to 1853 code for a protein of 262 amino acids.
UCGCGCGCAUGCCGUUCAUUUCGGAUGCCGCUGGCACCGGCCAGUCAGCAUUUUUCGAAAAACGCCGCCACGUUGGGGCAAUAUAUCAUUUAAUCCGUAACACGACUCCUUUCGUCGAGAGAGCAGUAAUUACUACACGAUUGAUGCGUGCUUUGUUUUCCUUGAUGCGAUAGCUUGUCCCAGCUCGGACAGAAUUGAAUUUCCGUCUCCAUAGGCGUUGGGAGGGUACGGCUUUGACUUUUUGCGGUGUCCUCGUCCGUGUUGACGUCUCUAACCGAGAAGAACCCCUCCAGUAUCUUUGAAACAAUAUCGUUCCAACUUCGGUUGUAUUCAACGUUCGUAUUUUUUUGCACUGGAAGCGUAUAUACGGUAGUGGGAGUGGCAGCCUUUCUCGACCGGAACACCUGCGUUCCGUGCCCGUGUCUUGCCGGGGUAGCGCUACUGCGGAGCUAACUCGGACGUUAUUAGCUCCCGCGCCAUUGCUCCCCUAAACUGAAAUUCGUACCUUGUUUCCAGGACCACCGCAUUUGAAGCCGUCUUCUUGACGAAGUUUCGGUGUCGGUCUUGCAUUUUGUCGUUGCUUAGGCGGAGCGUAACGCCCUUGAGGUUUUUUUCCACUGUUGGCGCCGGUCACCUUCUCCACUGGGCAGAACUGCACGCCGGUGGAAGAAGAAUAAAUACAGAACAAACGGUCAUCUUCAAUUUUUCCCCUCACCCCCUGUCUCCAGUUUCUCUCCAAACCCUGUUUUAGCGGUGGGCUCUCUUUUGACGCACCAUCUUUGAUUGCGUCCGUGGCACACUCGGUUGAAACGGCGCGUGUCUCACGCAAACAAUUCCUCGUGGGUAGCCUCCGAUCCUCCUACAUUUCGCACCUCUUGCAGCCUCCGUUGAUUCUACCUUCCGCAGGUUAUGCCUGGCUGCACUCGAACUGCCGCGGAUUGCCCCAGAAAGCCGCGUGUAAUCCACAGCUGCAUCCAAAAGUCGCUGAGCCAUCCAGUCCCACGGCUCCUCUGCAGUCCUACGCGGGUUGUGGAUACGAUUGUGCAGGAGGAGGGCCGUGCAUUAUGGCGGGGGCUGCAGGGUCGUGCAGUGGGGAGGCCGGGAAAUCAGAGCGGCUGCGGAUGCAGCUCAGCAGUGUCGGUGAGCGCUUCAUUGGUUUCAAGACAUCUAUCGCCGACGACACAAGAAGAAGGCGGAUGAUGGAGGAGCAGAGAUUUCAGGAAGUCAAAGAGAGCAUUUCCAGACUAGAGAAGGCCCUAAACAGCGAAAUCAAACGCAGGGUGGAAGCGAAUCGUACGCUGCAGAGAGUGGCAGAGCAGAUGGCGAAUGAGAUGCUCGAACGACUGCAAACGCGGAUUGCGAAGCAAAUAGAGAAACUGACGAUAUCUAUGGACCUACUUAUUACCAGAUGCGAAGGCCUCGAGAGAAGUCUUGCUCAGAUGAAAGGCGAACUACCAAGCAAACUGGCGCAGGAGACAGUUGCUCUCGUCAGUGAACUGAUGACGCUGAAGGAACAGUUUGAGCUCGAGAAAAAAGGUAGCAUUGACCGCGAGCAGAUGCUGGUCAAACGGUUGAACGAGCUGCAGUAUGGGCUUGACGCCAGACUCGAGGCGGAGAUUGCCCUGAGGCAGGAGCAGCUAAAUCAUCUGAAAAAGGACAUCGAACAGCUCGUGAGGGGAGACGAGAGUCACGAGCAGUUCCGAACGUUCAUUGUUGAGGAGUUGCAAGCGAUGAAAAGUGGACUUGCUCUAGCGACACAAGCUCGCGAGCAGUCGGACGACGAAAUUAUCCAUGCUAUCAACCAGUACACGACAGCCUUACAGAAGGGCCUUCGAAAUAUAACAAGUCGCUAAUAACAAGCCCGGGCAACUCUUUAGUCGACUCUUCUCUCACUCCGCUAUCUUUCUGUUUUCUGUAGAUCCUGCAUACUCCGUCCCUUCUUUUAUACAAUGUCUUGCCGUAAUUUCUGCGUACAACAGAUGUUGUCGUACUGCACGCCCAUGCAAGGGGACGUGACAUGUUGAUGAUUCUCAGAGAAGAAUCAGCACGGUAUCUGGUAGGAUGUGUAUUUCCCUUCUUCAAAAGAUGUGAGCGGUUUUGGCAGGCUCCAACCGCAGCCAGUCUCUGCCUUCAAAACAGGAAAAGCCAAUCCGAGCACCGGAUGCAUUUGGUAUUGCUG